This is a messenger RNA of Symbiodinium sp. CCMP2592, 3288 nucleotides long. Lineage: Eukaryota; Dinophyceae; Suessiales; Symbiodiniaceae. The record is from the annotation of a GenBank genome assembly.
AUGGAACAUGACAACAUGAUGAGCUGUGAGCGACGGGUCGUUUCGAUUGGCGAUGUGUCGAUGUCGGCGUCAGACAGCCUCACCCCCUUGGUUCCAACUGUGCCACCUCGGCGUGGUGGCCUGCAUCGAGAGGGUGGGGACCUGCCCUCCUCAGAGUUGGCCACCCUCCGGUGGAUGAUGCAAAAGGCCUUGCUGCGGCAGGACAUGUUCUUGCUGGGGCCGCCGGGACCAUUGCUGAGGCACACUGUGUUUCGCUUCUGCGAGCUGCUUCGUCGUGAGGUCGAGUAUGUCGGCAUCACGCAGGACACAGGCGAGGCAGACUUAAAGCAACGCUGUGAGAUCUGCAGCGGAAGUGUGAAGUACGUUGACCAAGCUCCUGUGCGAGCAGCCAUCCACGGUCGAGUUCUAGUGCUCGAAGGAAUCGAGAAAGCAGAGCGGAAUGUGCUUCCUUUGCUGAACAAUCUUCUUGAGAAUCGUGAGAUGUCGCUGGAGGACAGGCGCUUCCUCCUGGCGCCAGAGCGCGCCAAGCAGCUGCGUGCGCAGUUCGGGAGCCACAAGGAGUUCUCGCAGCUUGUGCCAGUGCACGAAGACUUCUUGGUGGUGGCAUUGGGGAUGCCGGAGCGAGGAAAUCCUUUGGAUCCUCCGCUGCGCUCCCGUUUUGCGGCACUGCAGCUCCGAUCGUCUCCACCCUCGGAGUUGGUUGGCUCACUUGCACAGCUGGCACCAUCGCUGCCAACCUCAAGCAUGGAGAGGCUGCUUGCUGCAGCGGCCACUUUGCAAGACAUUGCAGAAGGUGACAUGGACUCCCUCAAGAUCCCAGGCCUUGACAUCGCCAGCCUUGGGUGCGCAGUGCGUGUACUCGAAGCAUUUCCAGGAACAGACAUGCAGAGCGUCUUCAAGCGCGUCUACCCCGCCACUGAGCUUCUGCCGUUGCAGGAGCAGGAAGUAGCUCUCAUCAAGAAGGUCCUGGCUGAGCUCCAAAGUAGCUCAGUGAGCUACUCUCUCGAGGAUGUGAGCCUCGCAAGAGACGGGGAGGAGAGCGAGAAGUUACCAGCAGCCCGCCUGCGCUUCCGAAAGUCUGUCUCGGGAAGACAUACGGACAAUGUGGUCGAAACUUUGGCAGCCUGCGGGCCAUUCCUGAGGGCGUCAGAAGACAAACCUGAGUCUGUCAACCGGGAAAAGGACAUUGUGAAUGAGGAGGGAGAGGCGCAGCAGCUGCGAGCUCUCAGCGCAAAGGAGCUGAGAACAUGGCUCUCUGUGCGUGGUGUAUCGCACACAGGCUGCUUUGAGAAAGCAGAGUUCCUUGCAAGGGCCCAGGACCACCUGAAGCAGGUGCAAGGAAGUAAUCAAGCUCCGCGACCCGUGGGAAUUCUUUCCAGGCCGCUGGAGGGCUUGGUCUUAACACCGUCGCAGGCUUCCCUGCUGUCGGAUCUGAUGGCGGAUCACGCUGCGGGGGCGGACCUUGCUUUAGUGGGUGAGAAGGGCUCCGGCAAGUCUGCAAUCGUCCGUGCAUUUGCGGCCUUGCUUGGCUACAGGACCCGCAGUCUCUUCUGUUACCGGGACAUGAGCUCUCGCGACCUCCUGCAGCGCCGCAUGACUGAUCCACUCGGCAACACGGAGUGGAGGGACUCCCCCAUCGUGGAGGCAGCCAUUUGCGGCGACCUGGCUAUCCUCGAUGGUGUCCAUCGCCUUGCCAAGGGCAGUCUCUACGCCACCUUGGCGCCCCUGCUUUUGGACCGUGCGUGCGCUCUUCCGGAUGGGACGCUUCUUUGCUCUCCACGAUUCUGGGAGAAAUGGUCAGAAGGCGGCAGCCUGGCGGCACUGGGCGCUCGCCAGGUGCACCCGGCUUUUCGGCUCAUCGUGUGCGGGGAGACUCCGGAGUCGGGGGCCCGCCCGUCUCGUGGCUGGAUAGACGAGGAGGUCGGAACUCUGUUCCAUUUUCACAGUGUGGCGGCCCUGCCCAGCCACGAGCAGCGAAGCUUGGCGGUCCUGUGUGCUGGCCCAGCAGCCGAAGCCAAGGACAAGCCAGUCGACAAGCUGCUCGCAUACGGCCAGGCUGCCAAAGCUGCAGUUUCCAAGGACGCAGACCUCAGGCCUCUUCAGCUAAGCCUUCGUGCACUGCUCCGGGCCUCCAGGCAUCUGUGCCUUCGGCAGGAAGAUGUGGCAGGCGCCAUAGGGCGUGCCUUCUCGGCGCGGUUGACGUUCCUCCCAAGCUCUCAGCGACAGCUUGGCGAGAAGCUCCUGGCAGAGGCAGGAAUCCGCUCCUCUCCGGGAGAGACGAACAUCAGGUCUUCUGAAGUUUCGGGAGAGUUGCAGCUGGGCAGCGUGCGCUGUCAACUACGCACGCCGAAUCGACCGGAACUUGUGCCACAGGUGCAUUUCGUUGAGACCCCGGCUCACAUGACCUUGCUGCAAAGCAUGUUGGUGAGUUGGAUUGCUGGACAGCAUCUCUUGCUGGUUGGCAACCAGGGCGUUGGAAAGAACAAGCUUGCAGACCAAUUGCUCGGCUUGCUUCGGUGUGAACGUGAGUAUGUCCAGCUUCACCGUGACACUACCGUGCAGAGCUUGACCCUGUCCCCAACUCUGGAGGCCGGCGUGGUCGGCUGGCAGGAUUCUGCCCUCAUUCGCGCAGCGCGAGCAGGGAGAUGUCUUGUGGUGGAUGAAGCAGAUAAAGCUCCACUGGAGGUGGUCUGCGUCCUCAAGGCUCUCGCAGAAGAUGGCGAGCUUUCACUGCCCGACGGCCGUGCUCUGGUUCGUUCGAGGAGCGACUCGAGGGGGGCAUCAGCUGGCGACUCUGAGGAGUUUCUGCCCAUUGCGGAUGGCUUCCGGAUGAUAGUUCUGGCCAACAGGCCAGGAUUUCCAUUCCUCGGCAAUGACUUCUAUCGGGUUUGUGGGGAUGUCUUUGAUUGUCAUGCCGUCGAGUACUUGGACAAGGAGAGUGAAUUGGAACUCCUUCGGCAAACUGCGCCGCUUGUGCCACAGGAGAAGCUUGCCGCUCUGUCCGACCUCUUCUUGGACCUGCGAAAGGACUCGGAUGCCGGACAGCUGUCCUACCCGUACUCCACUCGCGAUUUGCUGAAGCUUGCAGCUCACGCGCAGCAUUUUCCAGGUGAUUCCGCGGAAGAGCUGGCUGCGAACGUGUUCGGCUUUGAUGCAUACGAGAAGGAUCAGCGCGAUCGUCUGCUAAAGGCUCUACGUCGCCACGGGUUCGCCAAGGGAAAGGCCGGUGAGGCCGAACUGUUCGGAGAAAGCCGUGGAAGGAAGCAUCUUCGACUCGUCCGAAGAUAG